Molecule: messenger RNA, 1545 nt
Organism: Perca flavescens (yellow perch)
Lineage: Eukaryota; Metazoa; Chordata; Actinopteri; Perciformes; Percidae
Gene: tacr2
Product: tachykinin receptor 2
Exons: 8
Coding region: 130-1479 (449 amino acids)
Biological process (GO): positive regulation of flagellated sperm motility; G protein-coupled receptor signaling pathway
Cellular component (GO): sperm midpiece; plasma membrane
Molecular function (GO): substance K receptor activity
Source: RefSeq, a predicted model, not a curated record
CAGUGUGUGCAUGUCAGAGAGAGAGAGAUAGAUAGAUAGAGAGAGAGAGUAUGUGCUGAGAUGUCUUGAUGGAUUAUUGGAUGGACAUGCUUGCUAAUUUUCGGACAUUAUUAACUAUGGAUUGGACAAAUGUUAAAACUGACAACUCAACCGCUUAAUCAGGUGAAGAAGGAGAAGAUCAUGGACGCGGAGAGUCUUGUUCAACACAUUGAACGAGAGAUGGAGGCCACUUCUUUACCGUUUUCAGUGACUACCGACUGGCUGGAGGACGGAAACGAGACGAUUGGGAAUCAGUUCCAGCAGCCUGACUGGCAGGUGGCUCUGUGGGCCAUAGCCUACUCCCUCAUCAUCCUGGUGUCCAUCACUGGUAAUGUCACAGUGAUCUGGAUUAUUCUCGCUCACAGACGCAUGAGGACUGUGACCAACUACUUCAUCGUCAACCUUGCCUUCUCUGACGUUUCCAUGGCAACCUUCAACACUCUUUUUAACUUUGUCUAUGCGCUUCACAAUGACUGGUACUUUGGCCUGGGCUACUGCCGAUUUCAGAACUUCUUCCCCAUCACGGCCAUGUUUUCAUCAAUAUACUCGAUGGCUGCCAUCGCAGUGGACAGGUACAUGGCCAUCAUCCAUCCUCUGAAGCCCCGCCUCUCCUCUACAUCUACAAAGGUCGUGAUCGCCCUGAUUUGGGCCGUAGCAAUCUCACUGGCUUUCCCUCAAUGCUACUACAGCGUGACAAUAUUUUACUACCCAAGAACUGUGUGCAUGGUCGACUGGCCUGAUGAUUAUGGAGGAACACAUCAACUAAGUUACCAGUUUGCAGUGAUAUUGCUGAUCUACUUGCUCCCUCUACUGGUAAUGCUGGUGACCUACAGUUUGGUUGGCCAAUCGUUGUGGGGUGGGCACAUCCCUGGAGAGGCGACAUACCACUACUACAGCCAGAUAACAGCCAAGAGAAAGGUGGUGAAGAUGAUGGUUGUGGUAGUGGUGACCUUUGCCAUGUGCUGGUUGCCCUACCACAUCUACUUCAUACUGGGAUCAUUUAACAGAGACAUUUAUAAACAACAUUACAUUCAACAGGUGUAUCUGGCCAUAUUCUGGUUGGCGAUGAGUUCGACCAUGUACAAUCCUAUCAUUUACUGCUGUCUAAACCAAAGGUUUCGUGCGGGUUUCCGUCACGCGUUUGCUUGGUGUCCCUUCAUCAAAGUGUCGGAGGAGGACAGGAUGGAAUUGCAGCACACACACACCUUCAGAGUCACCAUGACACGCAGCCACCGCAAUGACAUUACAUACGCACACACCUCCAUCAAAACAAACAACACCUUUGACACAAAUUUGUCUGUCAGCACUCAGCUAAACAAAGAGAGAGAUUCUUGCUUGCAGCUUCAAAAAUCACCAUCGGAAGCAUACAGCACAAAUGCAGUGAAGAGGCCGGACAACACAAAAUCCCCAGCAGCCAAACUUAUGCAGCGUAGCCGCUGAGUACUGAAACAAUUCACGAUGAGCACAUUCACCAUGGGAAGGCAACAGGGUUUUUCUACAGUGACA